AUGGUCAAGCAUCUUCAGCCUCUUCCGAAAAAGUUGAUGUGGGAAACAAUCAAGAAGAUAUUGGUUCUAACACAAUCGAAGUGCAAGAACUCCUGUCUGCAAAAAAAUAUCAAUGGAGAUUUUUCGCAGCAUGGUCAUGGCUUUACAUGUAGGGCUACUGAAUUCAUUGAAGAGAAUAUUGUUGAGGCUAAAAAUUCAUUCAAGAUAUUGGAACUAAGAGGAGAUGAAUUUCCUCAGAUCGCAAAAACAGAGCGGCCAUUUAUAUUUAUCGAGGACACAGAGAGUUCUAAUGCUUCCAUCGACGGAACAGAGGCGACGACACGGCUUGGUCCCGCACGUCUGCGUAGGCAAGAUAUAGUCCUGUCAGAUUGCAGUUCACGGGAAAAGGACCGUGAGAAUGCGUAUUCAUGA
Messenger RNA from Striga asiatica, 411 nucleotides. Lineage: Eukaryota; Viridiplantae; Streptophyta; Magnoliopsida; Lamiales; Orobanchaceae. The record is from the annotation of a GenBank genome assembly.